AUGAAGACGAUGUUGGGAUUGAGAUCCUUAUUCCGAUCACUCAACUCUUCCAGAUCCUAUUCCUCCCGCGCCUUCACCGCCGCCGCCACCGCCGCUACCAACAAACUUCAAACCCUCUCUUCCCCUCGCUUUCUCAAUCCUCUCUCUCCUUCCUCAGAUUGCAGGUCUCCGUUCUCGAAUGGAGUAGGAAGUUUGCGAUUUUAUAGUGAAGAUGUGAAUCAUGUGCCUGAGAUUAAGGAUGCUGAGCUUUACAGUGUUUUCAAGGAUUUGUUGGCUGAAAAUUGGAGUGAUAUUUCGGAUGCUGUUGUUUCUGAUGCUAAGCAUGCGUUGGCAAAAAGUACUGAUGAUGAGGCUGGUAAGGAGGUUGUGACUAAUGUGUUUCGUGCUGCCCAGGCUGUUGAAGAGUUUGGUGGGAUUCUUGUUACGUUGAAAAUGGAAAUUGAUGACAGCAUUGGCAUUAGCGGCGAGGAUGUAAAGCCUUUGCCUGAUCAUGUGAACAAAGCUCUGCAUACAAUUUUUGAUCGCUACACCACCUAUUUGAAUGCUUUUGGUCCUGAUGAGAACUAUCUGCGGAAGAAGGUGGAAUCGGAAUUGGGUACAAAGAUGAUACACUUAAAAAUGAGAUGCAGUGGCCUUGGUUCUGAGUGGGGAAAGGUUACGGUUCUUGGAACUUCUGGACUUGCGGGUUCAUAUGUUGAGCAAAGAGCAUAG
Messenger RNA from Vicia faba (fava bean), 711 nucleotides. The record is from the annotation of a GenBank genome assembly. Lineage: Eukaryota; Viridiplantae; Streptophyta; Magnoliopsida; Fabales; Fabaceae.